Messenger RNA from Drosophila willistoni, 538 nucleotides. RefSeq names its product complex III assembly factor LYRM7. Lineage: Eukaryota; Metazoa; Arthropoda; Insecta; Diptera; Drosophilidae. The transcript is spliced from 4 exons. The record is from RefSeq and is a predicted model, not a curated record. Gene Ontology annotation, biological process: mitochondrial respiratory chain complex III assembly. The coding region runs from base 76 to 486 and encodes 136 amino acids.
UCUCGUGCUAGAGUUGGCACUAUCGAUGUUGGCGAUGCAAUCGAUAAAUAUCGAAUUUGCUUGCCAUCUCUAAUUAUGUCUCAACUACGGCGACAGGUGCUUAAUGCUUUCAAAAGGCUUCAUCGCACACGACAACAUGUUUUCGAUGGGGACAUCCAAGCCCUUACAGCGGGCAGGCUAAAGAUUAACGAAUCGUUCCGGCAAAAUCGUGAUGAAACCAAAGAGGACGAAAUCAAAAAAAUGAUCCAAUUGGCCGAUGAUGUGAGCCAUGAGCUUCGCACAACUGUAAUUCAAGCUACCAAACGAGAAGAUAAUGUCUAUGAAUUACGAAUUUCAGAUGAAACCACGCGACUUGAUAAUGUCUUAUUCAAUCCUGAUGCCGAGAUUAAAGCACCCCGCAGGCGACGUCAAAAUCAGGAAAGUGGUUGCUGCGGUGGAGCAGCCAUGGCUGCACUGGAGCAAGAGAUUCAAGAGCGUAAAAAAUAAGAUUGAGAAUGAUGAAGUUUAUAUUAUAGUCAAGAAUGUUUGUUAAGUUUUA